AUGACAUGUGGUCUUUCAAAUCCUCAACAAUUUUGGGAUAAAUACAAAAAUGAUAUAGCGGACGAUAUAUUGCACAGAUUACAACAGCAAAAUCCCAAUGUCACGUACAAUGAUUUAAUUUACAAUGAAGUUUUGACAAAAAUUGAAGACCAGGUUAAAACAAUUUCUGGAAAGGAUUUAUCAGAWUAUGGAAUGAACAGACCACAGAGAAUUGAGGAAAUCAGUAGCGAUUUAAUACGGGAGCUAGAUUACGAUACUGCUUCCCUACAACAACAAUUAACAGAGUCUGUUCCACGUUUGAACCCAGAAAAAAGGUUAGUAUUUGACAAUGUUGUUAAAAAAAUCAAAGAUGGCGAAGGUGGUUUGUUAUAUUUGGAUGAACCUGAAGGCAAGGGAAAAACCUUUCUUUUAAACUUGCUUUUAGCCCAUAGCCUAAAAGAUAAAGGAAUCGCAGUAGCAGUUGAAUCUUCCGGAAUAGCCGCACCUCUGUUCAAUGGUGGUUGA
Messenger RNA from Bactrocera latifrons, 504 nucleotides. RefSeq lists its product as uncharacterized. Lineage: Eukaryota; Metazoa; Arthropoda; Insecta; Diptera; Tephritidae. Bases 1 to 504 code for a protein of 167 amino acids. The transcript has a single exon. The record is from RefSeq and is a predicted model, not a curated record. Gene Ontology annotation, biological process: telomere maintenance; DNA repair. Gene Ontology annotation, molecular function: DNA helicase activity.